AUGGCGCACCCUUGUCUACAACAAGGCGGCCGCACAGCGGCAGCGAAGGCGUCACAAACGCUGUGCGGUCACACAUUUUCGGCGGAACAUCAUCACUUUCUGUGCGCGAUAGCACAGACAAGAGGUUGGGCUGGCCGCGUCUGGGUCCCCGUUCCUGUCGUGGAGCGCCUCUCUCUCCCACUGGCCGACAGCCCAUUUACACCGGUGCGACUGGAGAGCUCUAACGGGAGCGUAUGUGUGUACCACAGCUCCCAGUUUGUGGAGCCGCUAGACGUCCUGCGAGAGCGGUGGAAGGCCCACGUGCGCGGCCUUGAAAACGCGGAGAAGGACCGCAACGCGGCGCUACUGGCAUCGCGGGCGGCGCCAGACGCACUUCCGCUGAGCACCAAUGGCGAGCGAUUUGACAGUGCUACGGAGGAGUGCAUGCUCCGUAUAAUGGGCAGCCGCGCGAACGCGAGUCGGUACUGGGCAACGGAGGCUGAGGCGAAGUGGCUGUAUCGCGCACCGUUCACAGACGCUCACCUCUCGAAUCCAGGAAACCGCGUCGUUUCUCACGCGAACGAGCUUUGCCGUCCCAUGGCGCUCUACAACGUGGAGGGCACUGUCGACCCUAGCCGCUUUACCCCGCUCACGUGCCGCCGUUACGACCCGGUGAAUUAUGCCGGUCGUUUCUACAGACCUGCGGUGGCGGUGCGCAUGAAGUCGUUCGCGCUUCAGUACAACUGUCUCCACGAGCAGCAGUGGAUCACACAGCACCGCGCGAUGCGCCUCGGACUUUCCAUACUGCCACAUAUUCCACCUCUUACUUUUUCGCUUGAUAUGCCACUUUUUCUUAUCAACAUUGGAGCCACGCACAGAACGAGCGCACCGGCGUCAAGGGUUUCACCCGCGAUAGCCGCGGACUGCAUUGUCACAUCAGAAGACGUCCUCGAGACACCUGAGCGUCAGUGCGAGAGAUGCUUGCUGCUACCAUCGCUUUCAUGA
Messenger RNA from Leishmania major strain Friedlin, 984 nucleotides. RefSeq lists its product as hypothetical. The transcript has a single exon. The record is from RefSeq and is a predicted model, not a curated record. Bases 1 to 984 code for a protein of 327 amino acids. NCBI's taxonomy places the organism in Eukaryota, Euglenozoa, Kinetoplastea, Trypanosomatida, Trypanosomatidae.